GUUUGUUGAUAACUGUAAAUAAACUGCAAAUAAUCUAAUUUACACACCACCAUCAGCAGGAAUAAACACGUUAAAUCAGCGUGACCAUGGCGGAGAGUGUGUCUGACAGCAGCGUGCAGUGCCCGGUUUGCGCUGGUCUCUUUGAGCCGAGCAGCAUCAACCGUCACCUGGACGCGUGUUUACAGAGUCCCUCUGAUCCCGGUCCACCGGCCAAAAAACCCCGCAUUAACUCAUCCGACAGCCGUCCUUCUGCGGUCUUUUCCAUGUUCCAGAGCCGGCCGAGAGCAUCAGAAGCCCUGGCCGAAGACAGUGGAGAGAGCGCGGCGGGCUCCGCAGCUCCAGCGGCGGCGGUGCAGCAGCCUCAGUGUCCGGCUGAAGUGGCUCCACCGGCGGCCUGUUCUCCCAGAGCGCUGCGCCUGAAGAACCAAAAGCCGCUGGCGGAGCUCCUGAGACCGAGCACCCUGGAGGAAUAUUUCGGCCAGAAUAAACUGAUCGGAGAACAAACUCUGCUGAGAUCCCUGCUGAAGUCGCAGGAGAUCCCGUCUCUGAUCCUCUGGGGUCCGCCGGGCUGCGGAAAGACCACUUUGGCUCAUAUUAUCGCCAGUUCUAUCAAGCAGAAAGGCACGGGCCGUUUCGUGACGCUGUCGGCCACCAGCGCUUCCGUCAGUGAUGUGCGAGAGGUGAUAAAACAGGCCCAAAAUGAGCUCCGUCUGUGCAAGAGGAAGACCGUCCUGUUCAUCGAUGAGAUUCACCGCUUUAAUAAAUCACAGCAGGACACGUUUCUGCCUCACGUGGAGUGUGGGACGAUCACUCUGAUCGGCGCCACCACAGAAAACCCGUCGUUCCAGGUGAACAGUGCUCUCCUGAGCCGCUGCAGGGUUCUGGUUCUGGAGCGUCUGUCGGUGGAGGCGGUGGGCUCGAUUCUGCGUCGCGCUGUGGAUUUUCUGGAUCUGCGGAUUCUGGAUUCAGAGGAACGACACUCUUCAGAGAUCUGCUCAGAAGCGCAGGUGUGUGUGGAGCAGAAAGCGCUGGACACUCUAGCGCACCUGUGUGACGGAGACGCUCGAGCCGCUCUCAACGGCCUCCAGCUGGCGGUGCAGGCGUGUGUGUUGCAGAGCAGCUCCAACCACAACAGAAGCAGCACAGUAGUGCGCGAGCAGCACAUUAAAGAGGCUCUGCAGAGGUCACACAUUCUCUACGACAAAGCAGGUGAGGAGCACUACAACUGUAUCUCAGCUCUGCACAAGUCAAUGAGAGGGUCUGAUGCAAACGCUGCCCUCUACUGGCUGGCCCGAAUGCUGGAGGGCGGCGAAGAUCCGCUGUACGUCGCUCGCAGGCUAGUGCGAUUCGCUAGUGAGGAUAUCGGACUGGCGGACCCUGUGGCUCUCAGUCAGGCUGUAGCAGCGUUUCAGGCCUGUCACCUCAUCGGUAUGCCUGAAUGUGAGGUUAUUCUAGCCCAGUGUGCGGUUUAUUUGGCCCGAGCUCCGAAAUCUGUAGAGGUUUACAAGGCUUAUAAUAACGUUAAGAUGUGUCUGAGAAACCACAAAGGCCCUCUGCCGUCCGUUCCUCUCCAUCUGCGCAACGCUCCCACCAAACUCAUGAAGAAUCUGGGAUACGCUAAAGGGUAUAAAUACAACCCAAACUACAGCGGGCCGGUGAAGCAGGAAUAUCUUCCAGAGGAGCUUCGAGGAGUCGACUUCUUUACCUGGACGCCCUCAGACAGCUAAACAUGCUGCUCUUAUUCAGAGCUUAUCUUGUUUCUUGUCAUAAUAUCUAAAAACACUUAAAUCAAGAAGCCUUUUCUAGACAAGUGUGAAAUAUAGUGCUGUUUUCAGAAUAAAGUGAGUCAAGUGAGAAAACAUGCUAAUAAUAAUCCGAUUUCAAACUAAAAACAAGAUUAUUUUGCUUGUUUUAAUGUAAAACUCUCUUCAUUUUGACUCAUUAUUUCUGAAAACAGCACAAUAUUUUCUGCUGGUCUAGAAAAUGCUGACUGAUUUAAUGAGCUUUGAGAUAUUUGAGACAUAAACUCUGUCAGAAGAGCACAACUGCAGUGUGUGGCUAUGAGAAAUGGACUCUUCUAAUUGGCUUCUGCCCUAAUCACUGUUGCUGUAUCUGAUUAUCAUUACUGUAUUUCACACCCAUCGUCCAAAUCACAACUGAAGGAUCCUGCAUUUGUUAAUACUGCUAUGAACCAUUUUAUAUUAUAGUUAUUAAUGUAAAUAAAAUGGUAAAUAUAAAAUCCAUCAUG
Molecule: messenger RNA, 2248 nt
Organism: Danio rerio (zebrafish)
Lineage: Eukaryota; Metazoa; Chordata; Actinopteri; Cypriniformes; Danionidae
Gene: wrnip1
Product: WRN helicase interacting protein 1
Biological process (GO): anatomical structure morphogenesis; DNA replication; DNA repair
Molecular function (GO): DNA binding; ATP hydrolysis activity; ATP binding
Source: RefSeq, marked provisional